Molecule: messenger RNA, 486 nt
Organism: Morchella importuna
Lineage: Eukaryota; Fungi; Ascomycota; Pezizomycetes; Pezizales; Morchellaceae
Exons: 6
Coding region: 1-486 (161 amino acids)
Source: RefSeq, a predicted model, not a curated record
AUGUGUAUAGAUAUGAGAGGCGUGAUUCCUGGGAGCUACGUCUCCGGCGGUAUCUCAUCUGGCCAGCGCAUCAUGUCCGCACACCCUCGCUCCAAACACGUUCCCACAGCCAGCGUCACCGCUCUCCCGCCUACUCUUACAACCCUCCAUCUCGCACCCCUCCUUUCCUCUGCGAUUUCUAUUGAUUACCUCUUGUCUUACACCCAUGGGAGUCCAACCUCAUCAUCUCUUGACCUCGAACUAACAUCUCUCCUCCAAGAAGAUUUCACGGUUUCUGCGAUAUACACUGACCCUAUUCUGCUGCAAUACGCAAGAAUACGACAGCAUCAAACUCCGGUGGAGGAAGAAUAUAUCUGGAACUACUACGCUGACAGUGCGGAGCGAAAUGAUAGGGGCAGAUCCACCCAGAUCGUGUCAUACAAUGAUAUUAAGGACCAGGCGGUGUUACGAGUGAUAACCUAUGCCGCAGGUGCGCCUGGCGAGUGA